Messenger RNA from Hirsutella rhossiliensis, 213 nucleotides. RefSeq lists its product as uncharacterized. NCBI's taxonomy places the organism in Eukaryota, Fungi, Ascomycota, Sordariomycetes, Hypocreales, Ophiocordycipitaceae. The record is from RefSeq and is a predicted model, not a curated record. The transcript has a single exon. The coding region runs from base 1 to 213 and encodes 70 amino acids.
AUGUCUGACCAAAUCAGUGAGGAGGCGCGCCGCGCUGUCAACGAGGCCCUUGCCACGGCCGGCAGCGCCGCCGUGCGCCAGUUAGUCGACACUGCCCAUUCGUCCAAGAGCAGGCGCAAAGCAAACAAAAGCAAGAAGAUGGAAGAAGAAGGCGUGAAAAAGGAGGAAGUGGGCGAGUCCAAGGUUCGCACCCGCGGAAACUCACAACGCUGA